AUGCGAGCCAGUAGCUUAAUCUCUUUGGCAAUCGCCCUUGUGACGUCACAUGUGCGUGGAGCGCCAAGUACGUCAACUCGCAAACUCGAGCCCAUGCCACAAGGCGAAGAGGAUGCCCUUAAAGAGAUUGAAAGCUUUUUGGGGAAGAAGCUUGAGAGAGAGCUGACAAAACUCACUUAUUGGGGUAAACGCGACCCGGAACCAUGGAACGGUCCGUUGUGGGACACGUGUUCCGAUAGUAUUAACCUUGAGUGGAGAAACGAUGUCUCUCCUUCUGCCAAGUACGCGCUAGCCUUUGGGUUGAACGUGGAGGAAUUCAUGGAUAAAGUAUCGGCCAAGUUUGGCAUCGAUUCGAUGAAGAGUCAGAGCACUGAGUGUACGUCCGAGUGCUUAAAUCAUGGGGAUGUUUGCUCCUUUCGUAAGAACUCGCAUGUAGGAUAUUGCAUUUCGCAAUGGAGCAGUCUCUCUCAAGGAGUGGCACAGGCUGCUAUGCUCGAGCAAGAACCUCUUUGCCCUGUAACUGUCAACAAUGUGACAUUUCAUCCGAAUGACAUCAAGGGAUUGAUUUCAAUUGUUUAUGCUGAGGCCAACGUCCCUACGAUUUUUGGUGGACGAUACUUUGACGGUCAAAAGCAAACAUUUGAUAAGAAUGGUCGAUCUUCUGCACCUGAGUAUCGUGACGUGACCCCCUCGUUUUUUCAUAUCGUUGCUGCCAACCUUCUCGGAAACAUGAAUCAAGCUUUCAUUUUUGACUGGUAUACUGGUGAAAGUAUCCAACAUCAGGCCGUAUCUGGAUUUGAUGUGUAUUUGGAGAGUCCCAUGACAUUGCAAGAUGCUGCGCGAAAAUUCUUCAAUUCGACGUCGUACACUUACAAUGGAAAGGCAACUGAAGUUGUUCACGUAAGUUCCAGUCUAAGCUGGAGCGAUAAGGCGGUUGAGACUGACCCAAAUCGUCCAUUGACUGUUGCCGCCUCCUCUAGUGUAAAGCUCAGCUACCUUUUAGAGGUUAACAAGAAAGGAGAUGCAAUCGGAGGCGAGUGGGUGGGUGAAUCACUAUACCAACAUCCUGACGUCAUUAUCCUCCCGAAAAGCAAACCAGCUGCUGACUUUGUAUCCAGCAUUGGCGUGAGUUAUGCUAACGUUCUGACGCUGAUCGAAAAGUCGGCAGCGUGCUCUGAUUCAGCAACUCAAACCGUUGUCAAUUGA
Messenger RNA from Plasmopara halstedii, 1206 nucleotides. RefSeq names its product RxLR-like protein. The transcript has a single exon. The coding region runs from base 1 to 1206 and encodes 401 amino acids. Lineage: Eukaryota; Oomycota; Peronosporomycetes; Peronosporales; Peronosporaceae. Gene Ontology annotation, molecular function: aminoacyltransferase activity. The record is from RefSeq and is a predicted model, not a curated record.